GUCGGCAGAAUUGUUGGUGUUAGGGCCUUCUGUGUAGUCUCUAGAUCUUUUUGUAACUGACUUAAAAAAUGAGAUUGAUUUUGUUUCGGAUCUAGGCAACAUUGUGUAGCUGUACAAAGUGUUAAUAAAGAUGAGUUUUGUUGUAGAUGGUUUUCACUAAAGGAUAACACACUAGAACCUUAGGGUUGGAGGAUAACACACCGUCCUAGGAUUGGAGGAUAACACACCAGAACCUUAGGAUUGGAGGAUAACACACCAGAACCUUAGGGUUGGAGGAUAACACACCAGAACCUUAGGGUUGGAGGAUAACACACCAGAACCUUAGGGUUGGAGGAUAACACACCAGAACCUUAGGGUUGGAGGAUAACACACCAGAACCUUAGGGUUGGAGGAUAACACACCAGAACCUUAGGGUUGGAGGAUAACACACCAGAACCUUAGGGUUGGAGGAUAACACACCAGAACCUUAGGGUUGGAGGAUAACACACAACAUGCCCGAAGACUCAGUCAAGGUCGCCGUCAGGGUGCGCCCUUUCAACCAAAGAGAAAAAGAUCGUCAGGCCAAACUGAUCAUUAAGAUGCAGGGCAACAUGACCUCAAUCAAGAACCCUGAAGCACCAGGUGAAGAACCAAAAAAGUUUUCUUUUGAUUAUUCUUAUUGGUCCCAUGAUGGCUACACUACAAGGGCUGAUGGGAUUUUGGAGGCUACAUCAGGAUCUCAUUAUGCCAGCCAAAAAGAUGUUUUCCAGGACCUUGGUCAGGGUGUCUUAGACAAUGCGUUUGAAGGCUAUAACUGCUCCCUCUUUGCCUAUGGGCAAACAGGAUCAGGGAAAUCAUAUUCCAUGGUUGGUUAUGGGCCCAAUAAAGGAAUUGUGCCGAUUACAUGUAAUGAGUUGUUCAAGGCCAUGGCAGCGAAUACUGAUGAGAAUAAGCGUUUUGAAGUCACCUUUUCCAUGUUGGAGAUUUACAAUGAGCAGGUGCGUGACCUACUUUCUAAAGACAAUCCUAAAGGAGGUCUUCAAGUUCGACAAAAUCCCAGACUGGGAAUGUUUUAUGUUCAAGACUUGAAAAAAAUACCUGUUGGAAGCUAUGCUGAAAUUGAAAUGCGAAUGGAACAGGGGACCUCCAACAGAACGGUGGCAUCUACAAAUAUGAAUGCCACCAGCAGCCGUGCCCACACCGUGGUUACCAUUGUCUUUGACCAAAUCUCCAGGCAGGGAGAUGGUGAGGAAACAAAGAAAAGCAGCACAAUGAACUUGGUUGACCUGGCUGGCUCAGAGAGAGCUGACUCCACCGGCGCCACUGGGGACAGGUUGAAAGAGGGAGCCAACAUCAACAAAUCUCUCUCUGCCUUGGGAAAUGUCAUCUCAGCUUUAGCAGACGCCUCAGAGAAGAAAAAAGUGGUGGUCCCCUACAGGGAGUCUGUGCUGACCAAACUGCUGCAGAAUGCUCUUGGUGGCAACAGUAAAACUGUGAUGAUAGCUGCCUUAUCCCCUGCUGAUAUCAACUAUGAUGAAACUCUGUCCACUCUAAGAUAUGCUGACCGUGCCAAAAAAAUAAAAAACCAAGCUGUUAUCAAUGAAAACCCACUGGAUAAAAUGAUGAGAGAAUUAAGGGAGGAAAAUGAAAAGUUGAGGAAAGCUCUUGAAGCUGGGAAUGUUGCAUCAAUGGAGGGAAAGGGCUCAAUGAGUAAAGAAGAAUUUGAAGCAAUGAGAAAAGACAUGGAAGAUAAAAUCAGAGCUCAGUUGUUGGCCAAUCAACAUCUAUUGGGAGAAAGUGACCAGACCUGGGAUGAGAAGCUAUCAGCUGCCAGGAAUGAAACAGAAGCCAUAGCUAAGGAAGAAAACAAGGAGAUAGCAAGGAAACAUAAGGAGCCACAUUUAAUGAAUCUUAACGAGGAUCCAAUGUUGUCAGGCGUGGUUUCUCAUUUUAUGACUGGACAGACAACAGUCAUUGGCCGUAAAGAUGGAAACCCUGAUAUUGUUCUUAAUGGUCUGAGCAUUCAGAAGAAGCAUGCAAUACUAGCCAAUGAAAAUGGGGAAAUAGUUUUGAAACCUGGAGCUGAAGGGGUUAAAAUUCGUGUCAAUGGUAUCCCCAUAGCAGGGCCCAGAACUCUUGAACACAAGGACAGAAUUAUUUUUGGCACCAACCAUGUGUAUGUUUUUGUCAAUCCGCUGAAGCCAAAGUCACCAGAAGGCACACCUCAAGAGAUCACGUGGGAGUUUGCACAAAAUGAAGUAGCUCAGGCUAAAGGAUUCUCUACUGGCCUGGCUGGACUUACUAAAGAGCAGCAAAAAGCCCAAGAACAAAUAUUGGAAAUUCUACCAAUGGUAUCAGAAGUGAAUGCAGUUUCAGAGGAACUUAACAAAUAUCGUUCUUUUGAAGUUGUAUUGAUUUCAGCUGCUGUACAGGAAACCAAAAAUAAAUCAGAAAAUGAAUCCCAAACAGCUGAGGAACUCAUUAAGUCAAGGGUGAUGGUAAAGAUGAAAGACUUGAGGAAUGGAAAUGAAUGGCUUUGGGAACAUGGUAAAUUCAUGAACAGGAGAUAUCUAAUUCAGGAAAUGUACCAAAAAUAUCUGGAUGGAGAAAAUGUAAUGACAAUAUCAAGAGAAAAAGAUCCUUUCUGGGAGCCAGCUGAAGACGCACUUAUCGGAACAGCAAAUGUGUUUUUACAGUCACUGUCUUAUUCACUGGACUUUGCUGAUGAGCUGUCCAUCACUGACUACAAAGGUGAAGAGGAAGGGAAGCUUUCAGUCAACAUUACACCAUGUGACAGCAGUGGCAAGCCAUUGGAUGAAGACAGUUUUGUGGAGGAGCCAAAAGAUCUCCUAGGGAAACCAUUUCACUUCAAAAUUUGUAUAAGAUCAGCAGAGAUUUUAAACAGCAGAUUUUCAAAAGGUGUUAAAGUCAAGUACAGACUGUUAAACGACACUGAGUUCACAGAGACCAAACUGGUAGAAGGAACUCUAAGUCCACAGUUCAACCACAGCAGGGUUAUUUCAAUACAAAGCCUUCAUCAAGAGCACCUGGAUUUUUUUGAGAGCAGCACUGUAACGUUUUUAAUCUAUGGGAAGCAGGAAGAUGUGCCUGGAAAUGCUAAACUUUCCAAACUCUCAACAAAGGAACUUCGUCACAUGGAGCAGAUAGGUCCAACAUCUCAAGUCAACAGGAAAAAGUCAGUUAUUUCACAUGAUCUACAAGCUCCUGAAAGUUCACAUUUAAAAACUGAACUUUUCCUACUGCAGCGCAAGUAUGAGAGACUCGCACAGAAAGAAAAGAGAAUGAUGCAAUUGUGUUUUGACUGGAGCAAGAAACCAGCAGAUGAACAGCAAUAUGAUGCAUUCUUCCGUGCAGUUUCUUCAGUUGCUAAUAGCACUGGAACAAGACUUAAAACUCGUGUACACUUGCUAAAUAAGGCACUUCAUGCUAAAAACUUUAUACAAGCCAAACAUAAUAACUCUAAUGGUACAACACAUCAUGAUGAUGAAGACACUGUUAGUCUCUUUGUAUUUGGGGAAGAAGAAGAGGACUUAGCAAAUGAAGCUGCCAAGUCUAAUGGCAUCAUUGACUAUCAUAAAGUAAAAGAUCAUCAUUUCCCUGUAGAGAAAACAACCCAUCUAGGAAGCAAUGGCUAUGCUGCCAAUGGUGUAAAGGGAAACAAGUCUGAUGACAAGGGCAGCUCAGCUUGUACAAUCACAUAAAAAUAAGAGCAAGGUUAAAAUAUGGAUCAAAUAUUUUAACUGUUUUAACUUCUAUCAAUAGAAUAUCUGUUAAGCUACCAACCAAUAUAAAGAAUUCAAUUAUGUUACAUGUUUGUUUUAAAAAGUGCAAUUGUUAAGUAUUUUAUCUUUAAUGUUUAAAUUGUUUGUGUAAUUUAGUUGCCCAAAUGAUAAUUUGAAGUAAGAUCAUGAUAGAAUUUUAUAUUUGAUUCACUAUAUGAAAGUGAUAACUGAUUCCAGAAUACCCCUCCAAAAAAAAAGACAAGAAAACUUAACUUACCUACCUCAGAUCUAAUGAUAAAACAGAAGAUAUAUUUUUGUUGAAACUAAAAAUAUUUGACCAGAAUCAUCUUGUAAUCAAAUUAUUUAGGGGAAAAUCUUACCUUUGUUAACCUGAUUAAGUCUUUCUAAUCAUAUCACUGCACAAUAGUUGCACAUUUAAACUGUUUAAAGCACAACUAGGCACAUUAAAUUAUGAUUUUUUUAAAAAGUAAGUCAUUUUUGUAACAAACAAAAUUAAAUGAACUAUUCAUUGUAUUGGACUCUGUGUUUAAUCAAUAAUGAAUGAUUGCUAUUAUUUACAAGCUGCA
Messenger RNA from Physella acuta, 4309 nucleotides. Its product is annotated as kinesin-like protein KIF28. Gene Ontology annotation, biological process: microtubule-based movement. The record is from RefSeq and is a predicted model, not a curated record. Gene Ontology annotation, molecular function: microtubule binding; microtubule motor activity; ATP binding. NCBI's taxonomy places the organism in Eukaryota, Metazoa, Mollusca, Gastropoda, Physidae.